Prorocentrum cordatum is the source of this 355-nucleotide messenger RNA. Lineage: Eukaryota; Dinophyceae; Prorocentrales; Prorocentraceae. The record is from the annotation of a GenBank genome assembly.
AUGGGCUUUGAAGGUGGCCGAGCUCGAGUCGCAGGUGCGGACCAGGUGCGACAGGGCGACGGAGGUCGCCCUGCGCGUCCGCGCCGUGUGGCAGGAGGUCGGGGAGGUGCCGCGCGCAGAGGACGAGGUGGUGGUCCGGGUGGUGGACGGGCAGAUUGCGGACCCCGCCCCGGCGGCAGCGGUGGCGGCGUGCAGGGACGGGCCGCCCGGGAUCUGCUUGUCGACGACUCGGCCAUGGCCGCCGUGGAGAACACCAGCGAGUUCUGGGCCCUCAGGGCAAAGGAGGUCGCGGCCGAGGCCGCGAGCCUGCACGCCAUGCUGGGCGGCUACGAGCCGGUGGCCGCCGCCGGGGAGG